AUGUCAUCACGUUUAAUCUUCUUCUAUUUGCUCACCGCCUUCCUAGCCGAGGCGGGGUUACUCACGUAUGGAAUUUGCCAAGCUGGCUGUGCUGCCGCCUGGGUUUCCUGCAACGCCGCUUGCGGUGUGGUCGCUGGUACAGUUACCGCCGGAGCGGCCACUCCUGCGUGUAUCCUGGCUUGUAAUGCUGCUUAG
This is a messenger RNA of Perkinsus marinus ATCC 50983, 195 nucleotides long. RefSeq lists its product as hypothetical. Lineage: Eukaryota; Perkinsozoa; Perkinsida; Perkinsidae. The transcript is spliced from 2 exons. The coding region runs from base 1 to 195 and encodes 64 amino acids. The record is from RefSeq and is a predicted model, not a curated record.